Melospiza georgiana is the source of this 1654-nucleotide messenger RNA. RefSeq names its product ubiquitin conjugating enzyme E2 B (gene UBE2B). Gene Ontology annotation, cellular component: HULC complex. NCBI's taxonomy places the organism in Eukaryota, Metazoa, Chordata, Aves, Passeriformes, Passerellidae. Gene Ontology annotation, biological process: proteasome-mediated ubiquitin-dependent protein catabolic process; DNA repair; protein polyubiquitination. The transcript has 6 exons. The coding region runs from base 53 to 511 and encodes 152 amino acids. Gene Ontology annotation, molecular function: ubiquitin conjugating enzyme activity. The record is from RefSeq and is a predicted model, not a curated record.
GUUUGUGCGGGCGCGCAGCAGCGCGGGCGGGAGGCGGCGCCGCGGCUCCGCCAUGUCCACCCCGGCGCGCCGCCGCCUGAUGCGCGACUUCAAGAGAUUGCAAGAGGACCCUCCUGUGGGUGUCAGUGGUGCACCAUCUGAGAAUAACAUAAUGCAAUGGAAUGCAGUUAUAUUUGGGCCAGAAGGGACACCUUUUGAAGAUGGUACUUUUAAACUAGUAAUAGAAUUUUCUGAAGAAUAUCCAAAUAAGCCUCCAACUGUUAGGUUUUUAUCAAAAAUGUUCCAUCCAAAUGUGUAUGCAGAUGGCAGCAUAUGUUUAGAUAUUCUUCAGAAUCGCUGGAGUCCAACAUAUGAUGUUUCAUCUAUUUUAACUUCAAUUCAGUCUCUGCUUGAUGAACCCAAUCCAAACAGUCCAGCAAACAGUCAGGCAGCACAACUUUACCAGGAGAACAAACGUGAAUAUGAGAAAAGAGUUUCAGCUAUUGUCGAACAAAGUUGGAAUGAUUCAUAACAGCUGCUGUGUUACUCUCCAUCCUCAUAAUCAUUAUGUACAAUUUAACUCUCAAUAGAAAGGCUACCAGAAAUUUCAAGUGCCACAGUUCUAUGAAUUUGCAUAAAAACUCAUUUGCAAACAAAAUUAAGCCCUCCAGUUUAGGGGAAGCUAAAAGCUUGUGUAUCUCAAUUAACGUCCUUUUUAUUGCAUGGUAAGAACUAAGUUAUUGCUACAUAAAUUUGUAAUAUAUCCUGUUUGUAUUUUUUUUCCAAGUGUAUAAUGUUGGUGUGGAGUUUUCAUGACAGAAUAUACACAUUUUGUAAAUCUGUACUUUUUCAAAUAUUGAAUGCCUUAUUUUUGAAUUCUUUAGAUUUUUAAAUUGGAGAAAAGCACUUAAAAAAAGUUUUUAUAUAUGACUAUUUCAUGUAAAACUGUUAAAUACAUAACCUUAGUGCAAGACAUUCUGCUCUUACUCUUAUCUUUUUCCAAGGGCUCAUUUUUUUUGUCCAUGCUGUUGAUAACCCUGCACUUUACAAACAGAAAAGUUAAUCCACAAUGCAGCUGUCUUCAUGGCAUGACUUUGCUUCUGCACCACAGCUUGACUUGACUCUGUGUGUCCUCAGUUGUAUGAGGAAGAGACAUUUUGGUAGCUGCCAAUUACAAAUGGGGAAACAGAUAAAACUAUUUUGCUAAAAGUCCCACCUUAAACCAACAGCAGAGUUGCAAACAUAACCUGGGUGACCAGGCUUGAUGAGAACAUAUUCUAAUAAGUUUUAUUUUUCUGAAAUAUUGUAUUUUACAAACCUGGAAAAUGUCAUCUAAAUCUGCCCUAUAUUCACAUAGUGAUACUGUAAUAUAGUUUUGAAUAUCUUCUAAUAAUUAAAGAGGUUUCCCAUGAGUUUCCCUUGGGGGUAGGGAAAAAUUAAUCACCAACAAAAGAAAACAUGUCUGCAGAUUUAAUGGAGUUAUUCUUUAAAGCUGGACUGUGUACUGUGUGGUCAGGUCUCAUGUCUGUAUCACAGAGGCUCCACAUAUUUUUAAAUUGACAGUUUAAGGAACUUUGGCUUUGUUUUUGUGUUGAUGUGGUAAUUUCUUACUGUAUUCUGUAAACCAGGCUAGCUGACUGCAGUAAAGAAUUAAGCCAUGUUUUUUCUUCCAGCA